Trichoderma gamsii is the source of this 1962-nucleotide messenger RNA. RefSeq lists its product as hypothetical. Gene Ontology annotation, molecular function: RNA binding; protein binding. Bases 1 to 1962 code for a protein of 653 amino acids. The transcript is spliced from 3 exons. NCBI's taxonomy places the organism in Eukaryota, Fungi, Ascomycota, Sordariomycetes, Hypocreales, Hypocreaceae. Gene Ontology annotation, cellular component: nucleus. The record is from RefSeq and is a predicted model, not a curated record. Gene Ontology annotation, biological process: poly(A)+ mRNA export from nucleus.
AUGGCUCCCCGCGGGAAGAACCAACCAACACGAGAGGGCCGAAAUCCUCUGGGAUCAAAGUCGACCUCCAGGGGCGGCAUUCAGAAGAGGAGAGGCCCAACCAAGACCGACAACGAUGGAGAUCUUGACAUGGACGCGCCUUCCAAGCGACUGAACAGAGGCUCUACAAAUGAAACAAGGGGUAGAGGUCGGCCUUCAGGAAGAGGUACUCAGCCAUCACGAGGAGCUGCAAAGGCAGCUCAAAUCAUAAUGAAGCAACUGGGUAGCGGCAACUCUUCGGACUUGUCAGCUCGGGUUUCAAGGCCAACCAGAUCAAGAGGAGGCCAUAUUGAAGGACUUACCUGGCUGAGGAUCCGCGGCCUUAAACAAAGCAAAGCUGCGUCUAACCCGGAUGGGGGUCUCUCUGACCUGCUUAGCUUCAUGGAGAGGAAAGCCUCUUCCUUUACCACCGGACGAAGACGACACCUGACGAUCAGAAAAUCACAUAGAGCUGGAGAAUACGUAUUCAUUGGAGCCAGCAAGGAGGAUGCGGAAGAAUUUCUCAAACUCAACAAUUUUACAUUUGCUGGUACUCAGCUGGAGGUGGUAGAAUCUAACGAGGAUUUCGCGCCUCCCAACAAGGCGACGGAAUCGCCAGAGACUAUAGAGUUACGCUCAAAGCUGCAGGCUAUUCUCAGUCAGCGCUACAUUGGUGACAACAAACUACUGAAGCUCGAUGCUCUUGCAUCCGAUGCUGAGCUAGUAACCCUGGGCAUGUUUGAGAAUCGAGAACGGGCCCUGAAGACUUUCAAAGGCCUCAUGGCUAUCUGUGAUGGUCUUUUCAAGACCCCACAGGAAAAGAAGGACGCUAUUGAAAGCAUCAGUCUUGCUAAUAACAGCAUUGACGAUGUUAUUCAAGUCGAGUCCGUGGCAUCGUCCUUCCCACAUCUAAAGAACCUUGACAUGAGUGGCAAUCAAAUUAGCAACAUGGAGGGCCUCAAGCGAUGGAAGGGGACAUUCAAGGAGCUCGAGACCUUAUAUACAACUGGGAACCCAAUCGAGGCGACGGAUGCUAAUUUCCAAGCGACUUUGUUGGAAUGGUUUCCCAAACUACGAAUCAUCAAUGGGAUUGAGCUUCGUACUGUGCAGCAGAUUGCCGAGCAGGAGGCCGCCCGUCAACCAAAACCAAUCCCACAGAGCGGCCCUGAUUUCCGGGAUGUCAACGGCAUUGGCGAGCAAUUCCUACUCGAUUUCUUCGCAGCCUACGACAGCAACCGCGAAGCACUUACGUCCAGACUAUACGACGCCGGUAGUCAAUUUUCCCUAGCCGUUGACGCCAUCUCAGUUAGAGAUCCGAACGCACCGCCUCCCUUACCCUGGGCGGCCUACAUCAAAUCAUCUCGCAACCUCCAGAAAAUCACAACCUUACAUGCUAGAUCACAGCGACUAGUCAAAGGUGCAAACGCUAUUUACAACUUGUGGAAGGACCUUCCUAUGACUAAGCAUCCCAAUAUGAAGGAUGAGCUGAGCAAGUACAUAAUGGACUGCCACCCAUUGCCAGGCUUGGCGGACCCCACAGGCCAAAGCCAGCUGGGCGUGGACGGCUUGAUCAUUGCCGUUCAUGGCGAAUUCGAGGAGUACGACCCGAAAUCAGGACUUAGUGGCAAGCGAAGCUUCUCUCGCACCUUUGUGCUGGCGCCGGGCAUAUCCGGUUCUGCUCAGAUUCGGGUCGUCAGCGACAUGCUAUCCUUGCGAGCAUUCAGCCCUCUCCCGAACGUAUUCGUGGCACCAUCAUCGGCUCCCACGGAUACAGGAAAUCAACAUCAAGCAAUGAUCGCCGAGUUGUCAAAACAAACAGGCAUGGUCCCGCAAUACUCAGAGAUGUGUCUAUCACAGGUCGAAUGGGACUUUGGCAAAGCUUUAGUCAUCUUCAAUGAGAAGAAGUCACAACUACCACCAGAAGCAUUUGCCUCAGCCACCUAG